AUGAACCAGUCGAAUAUUAAUAUUGAUAGUGAUUAUUCUUCAAUUGAUGUUAAUAAGACAGCUAAGACCAGUACCUUGAUUAUGCCAUGUACGUCAUUUAACGAUCAAGAUAAUAAUAAAUUAUUAUCGAUGGCUUCUGCGGCAAAAAAUGUCACUAGUUCAUUAUGUCAAGAUUGUCGAGUUCAUCGACCGGUUUUCAGUCCACAAAAAUUAAUUGCUCGUGAUGGUCAGUAG
Molecule: messenger RNA, 234 nt
Organism: Rotaria sp. Silwood2
Lineage: Eukaryota; Metazoa; Rotifera; Eurotatoria; Philodinida; Philodinidae
Source: the annotation of a GenBank genome assembly